Messenger RNA from Lycium ferocissimum, 1735 nucleotides. RefSeq lists its product as uncharacterized. The coding region runs from base 42 to 1505 and encodes 487 amino acids. The record is from RefSeq and is a predicted model, not a curated record. Lineage: Eukaryota; Viridiplantae; Streptophyta; Magnoliopsida; Solanales; Solanaceae. The transcript has 2 exons.
CUCUCUCCCAUAGUUCACAAAAGAGGGGAAAAAAAAAUAAGAUGAUGAAUGUUUUAGCCAUUUCUCUUGUACUAACCACACUUGUAACAGCAGGGGUCUUUACUCCAGACCCUGAAAAGAAAGAAGAAGUUAUAGUCAAAGAAGGUCAUCGAGUUGUAGUUGUUGAAUAUGAACCAAAUGAUGGGAACACCAAGGUCUCAAUUUCCCCACAAGAAACUGAACAAAAGGCAAAAACAGGUUAUGUUUCAGAUGUCAAAGACAAAUUAACAGUUAAGGCAGAGGAAGUUAAAGAAAAUGGAGCGUUUCAUAGGCCUAAUGCUAGAGAACUUGUUUGUGAUGCAUUUGGAAAGUGUAAACAUAAGAUAGCAAGUGCACUUGGAGGAACCAAAGACACUGUUUCUGAAAAAGCCCAUGAAAUUCAAGAAGAUGCAAAAGAGGUUGUUGGUGAUGCUUAUGAAAAGGUGAAAGAUACUGUUGUUGGCAAAGCACAUGAGGCUACAGAAAAGGCAAGUGAAGUCAAAGAUACUGUUGUUGGCAAAGCCCAUGAGGCUACAGAAAAGGCAAGUGAAGUGAAGGAAAGAGCCAAAGAAUCUGUUGGCAAGAAAGUUGAUGAAGUGAAAGAAAGUGCUAAACAGACUGCUGAGAAAGUGAAAGAAAGAGCAGUUGACACAACAAAUACACUGACAAGUCAUUUGAUGAGGAAUGCUUCAGAAGAUCUUGAUAUCAUAGAAGAAAAGGCUAAAGAAGCAAAAGAUGCAGUUAAAGAAGAUGCAAAUAGGCUUAAAGUGGAAGGCAAAAGGGACUAUCAUGUAAUUCGCAGGUUCUUUUCAGAUGUGUUGGCAUACAUGCUCUCAGCAAAGAACUUUCGUUCCUUAAUGGGAAUGAUUCAUUUGCUGGGAUUUGCAUUGUCUUAUGGGGUUUGUAUUUGGGUGACAUUCAUAUCGAGUAGUCUUUUGGCAAGAACUUUGCCUAAGCAGCAAUUUGCAAUGGUGCAAAGCAAGAUUUACCCUGCUUACUUCAAGACUAUGUCUUAUGGCAUAGCCUCAUUGUUUUUGGGGCAUUACUUGAGCCAGACCCAUCGAUAUUAUGCGAAUUGGACAGAAAAAAUUCAGGGUUUGAUUUUUCUGGCCUCAUUCGCCAUGACUAUGUGCAAUUCCUACUUCUUGGAGCCUCGAGCCAGUAAGGUGAUGAGAGAGAGAAUGAAACUGGAGAAAGAGGAAGGGAGAGGGGAAGAUGUAUUCAACAUAGAACCAAGCACUUCAAGUGUGGAUGCUUUCGUGGAUCCCACAGGCAUUAAAACAGGGAUACAGACAACUGGUGAACCUGUUGAAACACGACAAGAGUUGUCAGAGGAAGCAGCAAGAGUGAAACCUCGAGUUGGAAGAUUGAGUCAGACACUGAAGAAGCUGAAUAUGAUUUCAUCAUUUCUCAAUGUACUCACACUAAUGGCUCUUACUUAUCACCUGGUCUAUCUUAGCCAACUCGUGCAUUCCAGCAGUUACUAGUACCGUCUCAUGACAUCAACAAAGCCAGCCAUCUAGUAGUGUCCCCUCUGUAAUUUUUUGCAUGUAAAAGCAUAUACUCUUAAGUCUUUAAUUUUUUUGUGCUUACUUUUUUCAGAGUUUAUUCUUGUACUUGAUUGUGUAAGAAUUUUAAUUCAAACCGUACGUCAGUUUAUCAUUAUGAUGGUGAUGUUGCAAAACAAGUUGAUCAGCGCAAAUCUGGUACGACAAAU